Molecule: messenger RNA, 500 nt
Organism: Pseudovirgaria hyperparasitica
Lineage: Eukaryota; Fungi; Ascomycota; Dothideomycetes; Acrospermales; Acrospermaceae
Exons: 1
Coding region: 109-366 (85 amino acids)
Source: RefSeq, a predicted model, not a curated record
CUUCGUAACCAGCCAAAUGGGGUCCAGGAGACCUAGUCAGGUUGAAAAUCACAGCUCUGUAAGUGCAUAUAGGGACGAGGUAAUAACUUUGGCUGUCUAUAGACAAUAAUGCCGGAAUCAUGUGGCAGGAGAGGUAUGCCAAACCUUAGUAGUGGGAUGUCAAGGCUAGAUGGGUUAAAGCCUGUAUUGUGUGCUGUGAUCGCUAGAGUCGCCGACAGACCAAAGCAUUCCAUGAUUCGCCCUCAAUUCCCCUCGGACAAGAUUGUUUUACUCGUCACCAGGAUAUGUACCAUUGAGCGUGCUUGCAACCAUCAUCAGAGCUGUAGACAAUGCAGCAAUGUGAACGCGUCAAUAUGCCGAAUGUAGUAGGUCACCUUGCGUUAUAUAUACAAUAUUUUACAGUAUGACUACAGGGAGCCAAUGUGCAUUCCGGGCACUUGAUAGCGCGAGCUUUGACAUUGAGGUUUAGACACCCGUAGAUUAGAUGUGCUCGGAGUCGG